AAUAGUAUGACUCUUGAGACGAUACAAGUCAUCUCACAUAUAACCAAUACCAAAAAACGUGGUUGUUUUUGUUUGGCCUGACCAUGAUAUGGUGCUCAACUCGAACUGUCUGAGAAUCCAGGCAUCAGCUGCAGAAGAAGAGAAGCUGAGAGAUUGACAAUAAGGCAGAGACCCACAAUAGAUCGAUGUGUUAGAUAUUAAUACCGAAUAAUCACCACUGGCGUAAAUAUUUUACCAAAUUUCCAGUCAUGGAGUUGUGUGAAAUACUGUACAACAAAGCAGAGUAUAUUGAGACGGCUUCCGGCAACAAAGUGAGCAGACAGUCAGUGCUUUGUGGGAGUCAAAAUAUCGUCCUGAAUGGCAAAACUAUUGUCAUGAAUGACUGUAUCAUAAGGGGAGACCUGGCUAAUGUCAGGGUGGGUAGACACUGUGUUGUGAAGAGCCGGAGUGUCAUCCGACCCCCCUUUAAAAAAUUCAGCAAAGGAGUCGCUUUCUUCCCACUCCACAUCGGAGACCAUGUCUUCAUCGAGGAGGACUGUGUGGUCAACGCAGCACAGAUUGGUUCCUACGUCCACAUUGGCAAGAACUGUGUAAUAGGACGCCGCUGUGUGCUGAAGGACUGCUGCAGGAUCCUAGACAACACUGUGCUUCCUCCCGAGACAGUUGUGCCGCCUUUUACGGUCUUCUCCGGGUGCCCAGGUUUAUUUUCAGGAGAACUCCCAGAGUGCACACAGGACCUGAUGAUCGAUGUCACCAAGAGCUACUACCAGAAGUUCCUGCCGCUCAGCCAGAUCUGAGUCCUGCUCCAAAACCCUCAGCAGGAUCCGCCUGUGUUCAGCCAGGCACAGGUUUGGGUCUCUUAAUCAGACUGAAAUGGAAACAGCUCAUCUUCUCUCCAUCAUCCAGUGGUACUGAGCUUCACUGCCUGAGGAAAUACAACUGGUCCUAUAAAGAGCCCCUAUAUGAUUAUAGAUUUUGAGUAUGAGAAAAGCACCUACUGUAAUUAAUGGACGCUUAUAUAGAUGCAGAAGGUGAUUUUGAUUGUAACUUCAAAUUGCUGUGACAGUCUUGACAAGUCUUUUGAAUCUGGAAAUCCUGUAAGUUGUUGUUCCUAAACUGGACACGGCAUGCUCAUGUUUACUACCCCAGCUAGUCUGUUAUCUUUGGCACAGAUAAAUUCCCUAUUUGUUCUCCUGUGAAUAGUUUUAUGUGGUCUGAUACUUUUUCCUGCUCAGUGUGCCGUGGGAAAACUUGGCAUCCUCUGUAUGGCUGCUGAUAUUCAGAGGGGGACACAAGCCCAUGUGGAGGAAGUUGUUGCUCUGUGGCAACAGCAGAAGAUGAAGAGCUGGAGGAGCUAUGAAAGGAAAGACAGUUAAGGGCAGAGGUGCGUGGAGAACAUGGGAACACAGCUUAUAUAGAACAUUCAUGGACCAAAAUGAAAUUCACUUGGCCAGAGCCAACAUGUCAUAGUGCAGCAAAUAAAUAAAUAUAACUGCUUUAACAUCUCCUUGGU
Messenger RNA from Monopterus albus (swamp eel), 1513 nucleotides. It is a transcript of the gene dctn5, whose product is annotated as dynactin 5. Lineage: Eukaryota; Metazoa; Chordata; Actinopteri; Synbranchiformes; Synbranchidae. Gene Ontology annotation, cellular component: dynactin complex. The record is from RefSeq and is a predicted model, not a curated record. Bases 249 to 797 code for a protein of 182 amino acids. The transcript has 6 exons.